CGAAUAAAUAAUAUAUUUUCUCUCCUUCGGUUCCUCGGUAAAGUAGAACCGAACUAGAUCGAUUUUUCAUUUUUCUUUUAUUAUUUGGAGUGGGCCUGUUGUGGUCGUUAUCAAAAUGGGUAAAAUAAUGAAAUCUGGUAAAGUCGUAUUGGUCCUUGGAGGCCGAUACGCUGGAAGAAAAGCAGUAGUCAUAAAAAAUUACGAUGAUGGGACGUCAGAUAAACAAUAUGGACAUGCCGUGGUGGCUGGAAUCGAUAGGUACCCUAGAAAAAUCCACAAACGUAUGGGCAAAGGAAAAAUGCACAAGAGGUCCAAAAUCAAGCCCUUCCUUAAGGUGCUCAACUAUAACCAUUUGAUGCCUACAAGAUAUUCAGUGGAUUUGACUUCGGACUUGAAAGUGGCGCCCAAAGACCUCAAGGAUCCAGUGAAGAGGAAGAAGAUUAGGUUCCAAACCAGAGUUAAAUUUGAAGAGAGAUACAAGCAAGGAAAACACAAAUGGUUUUUCCAGAAAUUGAGGUUCUAGAUUCUAUAAAUUUAACCAUUUUGUAAUCCACCCACCUUUUUGUUCAAAUAAAUUGUGGAAAAAAAAACAUUUUUAA
This is a messenger RNA of Leptinotarsa decemlineata (Colorado potato beetle), 599 nucleotides long. It is a transcript of the gene RpL27, whose product is annotated as Ribosomal protein L27. The record is from RefSeq and is a predicted model, not a curated record. Gene Ontology annotation, cellular component: ribosome. Lineage: Eukaryota; Metazoa; Arthropoda; Insecta; Coleoptera; Chrysomelidae. Gene Ontology annotation, biological process: translation. Gene Ontology annotation, molecular function: structural constituent of ribosome.